AGCAGCAAGGAGAACUUUUUUUAGAACCUUUAUCGCUCUCCUGAAAGACUUAGUAUUUUUCAGCUGGAGCUGUGCCACCAUGAGAUGUUUAGCAGUGUUUGCAGUGUGUGUGAGUGCAGCUGUAGCUGUUCCUCUACUGGAUGCUCAGCUGGAUAAGCACUGGCAUUUGUGGAAACAAUGGCAUAGUAAGAAAUACUAUGAGACGGAAGAGAGCUGGAGGAGAGUGGUUUGGGAGAAGAAUUUAAAAAAGAUUGAGUUGCACAACCUGGAGCAUUCCCUUGGAAAACGUUUGUUUCGCCUUGGGAUGAACCAGUUUGGUGACAUGACAAAUGAAGAGUUCAAACAGCUUAUUAAUGGUUACAAGCACAAGGCUGAGAAGAAGGUCAAGGGGUCACUGUUCCUUGAACCUAACUUCCUGAUGCCACCAGACCAGGUUGACUGGCGGAAGCAUGGCUAUGUCACUCCUGUGAAGGACCAGCGUCAGUGUGGCUCUUGCUGGGCGUUCAGCUCCACAGGUGCCAUAGAGGGUCAGAUGUUCAGGAAAACUGGUAAGCUGGUGUCCCUGAGUGAGCAGAACUUGAUGGACUGCUCUCAGCCAGAGGGGAACCACGGCUGUGAUGGUGGGAUAAUGGACCAAGCCUUCCAGUACGUUCAGGACAACAAUGGCUUGGAUACAGAGGCAUUUUACCCAUAUCAAGCAACGGACAACCAGCCCUGCCAGUAUGAUCCUAAUUACAGUGCUGCCAAUGGUACUGGCUUUGUGGACAUUCCCAGUGGGAAUGAACAAGCGCUGAUGCGGGCAGUGGCUGCCAUUGGUCCAAUUUCCGUUGCCAUUGAUGCUUCUCAUGAGUCCUUCCAGUUUUAUCAGUCUGGAAUCUACUAUGAAGAAGCCUGCAGCAGUGUGAAUUUGGACCAUGGUGUCUUGGUUGUUGGUUAUGGUUAUGAGGGCCAAAAUGUUGAUGGAAAUAAGUACUGGAUCAUCAAGAACAGCUGGACUGAGAGGUGGGGUAAGAAAGGCUACAUCUACAUGGCCAAGGACAGGAACAAUAACUGUGGAAUUGCAACUGCUGCAAGCUAUCCUCUAGUGUAGCUUGACUGAAAAUGGCCUUGUUACAAUAAUCUUAAUGGUGUUGAGAGCUUGCCUAACUAUAGGUCAGGG
This is a messenger RNA of Scleropages formosus (Asian bonytongue), 1159 nucleotides long. Its product is annotated as cathepsin L1-like. The record is from RefSeq and is a predicted model, not a curated record. Gene Ontology annotation, biological process: proteolysis. Gene Ontology annotation, molecular function: cysteine-type peptidase activity. The transcript has 8 exons. NCBI's taxonomy places the organism in Eukaryota, Metazoa, Chordata, Actinopteri, Osteoglossiformes, Osteoglossidae. Bases 80 to 1090 code for a protein of 336 amino acids.